AUGCCGGAGGAUCUCAGUAUCGAACAGUGGGUUCCGCGUGAGAAUACGGUCGUUGGGAUAGGCUUCCGGCCUCCACACAAGAUCAGCCUUGGAGAUAUCAAGUGCACUGGAAUAAUGACCCCUGACAUUUUCAACUUACCAUAUCAGAAUGGCUGUCUUUUCUUAAUUCCAGGGGCCGAAGUGCGGUUUUAUUCGUCGUUUGCUGUUAAUGUCGGACAGCGACCUCGCUUUCUCCCCGCCAAGCUAACAAUCUCGGUUCCUCAAUCUGGCGCACAGCGACAGGUGGACUCAAUGAAUCGCCUAUGCGCACCCGGUUCGCACCUGGAAGUACUAUCUAAUGUCUCCCUCAAUAGAGAAGCCGGUCCAAGACCCUUGAUCAAUCCAUUCUUCGGUCUGGGCAUCCCCUUCUCGACUGUGCAGACCGCGAUAAACGAUGUAUUGCAGUCAAAUGUGAAGUGGUCCGAAAGCCAGAUCGCGUGUAUAAAGUCGAUAGAGUCGCUCCCAAAUGAAAUCCUUAUGAUACAAGGCUACCCUGGAACAGGGAAGACCUUCACUCUUGUCGCCAUAGCCUCGAUUCUCAUCUCGCUGGGAAUGCAUGUCGUCUUUACCGCUCCCAGCCACUAUGCUGCUGACGCUAUCUGUAACCAAAUGGACAAGUGGGUGGAACGUACCGGGGUCAACCUCAAUCCUGUGAGGGUCUACCGUCCUCUCUCCGAAGCCAGAGCCUUUCGGGUCCAUGGAGUAACUGCUGGUGACGAGAACUCCAUGGAAGUAGACACCGAAGAACUUACAGUAGGAGAAGUCACUCCCGGUGUUACGAAAGACGACUUUAUCCCAACUUGCAUCCCACUUGAAAACCAGAUUCACAUGCCUGAAGUUCUCAGUGAGAUCAAGGAUGAAAGUAUGAAAAGACACUACGGCAUCCCGGCGAAAUCCUUGGAAUAUCACGUUUUUCGUUUGGCGUACACCGAGGGACGACAGUUAAUUGACAGGUUUCCGUCCGAAAAGCAGUUGGAGAGGUGGAAAGGAGAUCUUUAUGAUUCGAUUGAAGACGGCGAUCUCGUCCCUAAAGGCGAGGAAGCAGAUAUGCUACAAUUCCUCCGAUACUAUGCAGGCCUCAUCGAAAAACAGUGUUUCUGCCAGUUGGACAAGAUUACCAGACGCAAGGCCAUUCUAGCAUUCAAGAAGGCAUGUAAGCAGGUAAUUCGCGAGGCUUCGGUGAUAGUGUCGACAAACAACAACAUGGGAGACCCGAUGAUAGCCUCAAAUUUCGGAGACACGGCAGAUGGGAUCUUUGUUAUCAGAGACGAAGAUCCAAAGGAGCUAGAGCCUAACGGUUGGAUCCCCAUCACCAAGCUCAGAGCAGGACCAAGAAUCAAAGGUAUUAUCAGUUGUGGUGAUAAGGAGCAACUCCGCCCAACGGUUCUUUCCCUUCAGUCAUCACUUCGGUACAACGAGUUCGCCCAGCAAUUGGCCGUUCCCUUUUCAAAACGGUUGAUCGCGAUGCAUCAUCCAGUCCAAAGGUUGACUGAGCAGUUUCGGUUCCGCCCCUGUCUUUUAGAUUGGUUGAAUCACCGUACAUACGACGGCGAGGUGACGAGCCAUCCUUCUACGGCCAACAUCAUCGUCAAGCCGCAGUUUCUGGAAGCGAUGCAAAAGACACUAAAUCUGGGGCAUCCGGGUAACCUCGACCUUGGGCACAUCGUGGUCAGCAUUAAUGGAUCGACCUGCGAGAAGGAAGCCGCCACCAACUCUCGGUUCAAUGAUCAAAACCGUCUCUGGGUUUUGAAGCUCCUCUUAGAAAACUUCCGUUCCGCUGGAUACAACGGCGACGACAUUGCGAUCAUAACCCCGUACAUGGCUCAAGUCAUACGAUACAAGCAGUCUCUCAUUAUCCUCAUGCAGAAGGGGGUUUUGCUGCGUUCGAGCUUCCCCAAAGUUGCCACAACGGACUCCAUGCAGGGCAAAGAGGCCAAGGUGGUUAUCUACGACUGGGUUGUCACAUCAGCUAGUGAUAUGGGAUUUACCACUGAUGACCACCGUGGUAAUGUCGGAAUGAGCCGCAUGAGCGAGGUCAUGAUCAAUAUCCUUCAUAGUUCCAUUGGAUCUGACGCUAAGAACAACUCUCGAGCUCCGCGCCAAAAAUAUCUCGGAGGCCGGAUCAAUACCGAAGUUCCGUAUCCAUGUGCAUUUAUUCAAUGGCAAUCUAGUCAAGGUAAUAUUGUCACUGUUGAUUGUAAGUUUUUCAACCCCCUUUCAGCGUGA
This is a messenger RNA of Aspergillus melleus, 2265 nucleotides long. RefSeq lists its product as uncharacterized. Bases 1 to 2265 code for a protein of 754 amino acids. The transcript has a single exon. Gene Ontology annotation, molecular function: 5'-3' DNA helicase activity. The record is from RefSeq and is a predicted model, not a curated record. Lineage: Eukaryota; Fungi; Ascomycota; Eurotiomycetes; Eurotiales; Aspergillaceae.